Molecule: messenger RNA, 2425 nt
Organism: Antechinus flavipes (yellow-footed antechinus)
Lineage: Eukaryota; Metazoa; Chordata; Mammalia; Dasyuromorphia; Dasyuridae
Gene: ARL2BP
Product: ADP ribosylation factor like GTPase 2 binding protein
Exons: 6
Coding region: 224-718 (164 amino acids)
Biological process (GO): positive regulation of tyrosine phosphorylation of STAT protein; maintenance of protein location in nucleus
Cellular component (GO): mitochondrial intermembrane space
Source: RefSeq, a predicted model, not a curated record
ACUUGGAGCACCCCACAGGGUGCCAAGUGGCCCCUUGCAGGGCGCAGGCGCAGGCUGGUCCGCGAGACCUGGCCCACCUGGGACAGGGAGGAAAGGGGUGGGUGGAAUCGGGGAGGAGGAGCCCGAAGCGCCGGGAGUCUCCAUCCCGAGCUCAGGCCGCAUCCCCGACCAGGUAGAGGUGAGGAAGGAGGCCCCAGAAGUACUGGGAGCUUCACGGUCAACUAUGAUGGACACUUUAGAAGAAGAAAACUUCGCACUGGCUAUUUCUUCCGCUUCUGAUGCAGAAUUUGAUGCUGUAGUUGGAUGUAUAGAGGAUAUUAUCAUGGAUGGCGAGUUCCAAUUAUUACAGAGAAACUUCAUGGAAAAGUACUACCAAGAGUUUGAAGACACAGAAGAAAACAAACUCAUCUAUACUCCUAUUUUUAAUGAAUAUAUCUCUUUGGUCGAAAAAUAUAUUGAAGAACAGCUGCUUGAAAGGAUUCCUGGGUUUAACAUGGCCACUUUCACUACAACAUUACAACAGCAUAAGGAUGAAGUAGCAGGUGAUAUAUUUGACAUGCUGCUCACAUUUACGGAUUUCCUGGCCUUCAAAGAAAUGUUUUUGGACUACAGAGCUGAAAAAGAAGGCCGAAGUCUGGACUUAAGCAGUGGUUUAGUGGUGACAUCAUUAUGCAAGUCAUCUUCCAUACCUGCUUCUCAGAACAAUUUACGACAUUAGUUCACAUUUUCUGGAUAAGAGUUUAUCAUCUUGGACAUUCCAAACGUGAAAGAUGGUGAGUGAUCACAGCGUGAUGGACAACUUGCUCAGUGAUUGGGGAAUACAGCUGGAAAAGACUGAUCUUGUUCUGGUGCUUUUAAUUAAUGUUAAGUGUAGAGUGAUCAUAAAGAACUCUGCUGGAAUACUGGCUUCUCACAAAAUAUCCCCAUUAGCCCUGGUACACUGGCCAAAGUGGCCUCAACUCCCUGGUGCUUCUGACAGGGUAGGGAAAAGAGGAUUUUCUCUGUGUUUGUGUCUGUGUCUUGUGUCUCUCUAUGUGUGUAUACAUACAUUUUGGGAUGAAAUUAUAUCGGCCAUUUCAGUUAUUGCUCCUUUUCUAUAUAUGUUGUAUAGAGUUGGAAGGAGGGGGAGGAACCCAGGAUAGAUGUGUUAGCUGCACGUGUUUCUCUUAAAUCAAAAUAUUAUAACUUCUGUUUUUUAUCCCAAACAUGGACAGAUUUUUCACACACAUCUUUAUGUAAUACAAGGAUUUGUGAUACAAGUCUUUUCCCUGGUACACAUUUCAAUCCCAUGUUUUAUGGUGUCUUUUUAGACAGUGUGUAUUCAUCUAGAGACAAUUAAUCAAACCCAGCUCAUUUUCAUAAAGAUUUAUGAAGUUGAUGUUUUAACUUUCUCUCCACUGUAUUAGGAACAUUAGGGAGCACAGGAUUUGGCUGGAAACUUUCCCCCAAACUAAAAUGUUGUUUUCCUAGAAGUAAAAUGUAAAAACUAAUUUAUAGUUUUAGACUUGUAAAAAUCUCGUGACUUCAGCAUGUGCUGAGUCACAUAGCAGCAGUCUCAUCAUGUCUAGCCAAAACACUCUUUGAGAAUCUGCUGACGGUGUAUAUUUUAGCAGCAAAUUCUAAAAUUUUAUGAAUUUGGUUUGGGCAUUUCCAUGAACGUCCAGUUAGGAAGAAGGCUAAGUAUUAUAAAGCUUUUUAGGUUUAAAGUAUUCUUGGGUGAAAAAUUAUCUUACAUUAUUUCAUUUUGUCAGAAACCCUACAAGUUAUAUACAGAAGUGUAAUUUAUAUUGGAAAAGAGGAUUAAAACAUGUGCUUUUUUCAUAAUACUCCUAUGGUUAAUGUAAAUUUGAUCAAUUUUUCCUACAAAAAAAAAAGAGUAUGUCAUAAAUUUGUUUAUAUUCUCUCUCCUCUUACAACUUCUCCUCCCAAGAUGGUGUUCUACCAGUCCACAUGAGUAAGAGGAGGAAGUGGGCAAAAGCUUGAAUUAUCUUUGCUUUUUUCAGUGUAGGAAAAUGUUCAAUUUCUCUAAAAAGCAAGAGCUUUUGAAUUAUCAUUUCUAUUUUUUUUUUUUUUUUAGUUUGGGAAAAUGUUCAGUGUCUCUAAUAAGUCAAGGUACUUAUAAAAAAAUGUAUAUGUCAUAACACUUUGGAGAAAAUAGAUGGCUAUCUGACUUUCUUUAAAUUGAAAAUAAGAUUAUUGAAUUUUAAUUUGACUAUUCCAGGCAUGGACAGAAGAUUGUAUCUUUUUAAAUAUAUAUGUAUAUAUAUGUACAAAUAUACAUAUACACAUGUCAUGUGUUGAGAAACAUGGAUUGGUUGGGUUUUUUUGUUUUAUCUUGUUUUGUUUUUUUUUUACGAUAAGUGUAAUCUGACUCACUUCACCAGAACAUCAGAUACUCAAAUAUUAAAGAUCAUUCUUUCUUUAA